AUGGCUGACGCGGGUCAAUCAUCCAUCACUGUCGCUGUUCGAGUGCGCCCAUUCACGAUCAGAGAAGCUGCGCAGUUACAAAAAACAGAUGACAGCCCUGUGUUUCUCGGCGAUGGCUCCCUGGCUGGCGCCCCGGCUCCCAAACUCCACCAACGUGGCCUUCGCAGCGUGAUCAAGGUCGUUGAUGACCGCUGCCUUGUAUUCGAUCCCCCAGAGGACAGCCCCGUCCAGAGAUUCUCACGCUCCGUCGUGCCCACCUCGAAAAAGGUGAAGGACCAGGUAUUCGCCUUUGAUCGCGUUUUCGACGAGAACACCACGCAGUCGGACGUUUACGAAGGAACAACGAAAACCCUGCUCGACAGCGUCCUUGACGGGUACAAUGCCACUGUGUUUGCGUACGGAGCCACCGGCUGUGGAAAGACACAUACCAUUACAGGAACAGCGCAGCACCCUGGCAUCAUCUUCCUCACAAUGCAGGAGCUGUUCGAAAAGAUCGAAGAGCGUAGUCAGGACAAGUCAACCGAACUCAGUCUGAGCUACCUAGAGAUCUACAACGAGACGAUUCGGGAUCUUCUCGUACCAGGGGGAAGCACAGCAGGCCUAAUGCUCAGGGAGGACAGCAACCAGGCUGUGACGGUUUUCGGACUGACAAGCCACCACCCUAAAAACGUCCAGGAGGUCAUGGACAUGAUUAUCCAGGGCAACGAAUACCGAACCGUGUCUCCGACAGAGGCAAACGCCACCUCCUCGCGCUCCCAUGCCGUGUUGCAGAUCAAUGUGGCGCAAAAGGAUCGGAAUGCCGACGUCAACGAACCCCAUACCAUGGCAACCCUCAGCAUCAUUGACCUGGCCGGGUCUGAGCGCGCAUCAGUCACCAAAAACCGCGGCGUACGUCUGACCGAAGGCGCCAACAUCAACAAGUCUCUGCUGGCCCUCGGAUCCUGCAUCAACGCUCUGUGCGACAAGCGCCAGCGUGCCCAUGUGCCCUACCGAAACAGCAAGCUCACGCGCCUGCUCAAGUUUUCCCUCGGCGGCAACUGCAAGACGGUCAUGAUUGUCUGCGUGUCGCCGUCGAGCGCCCAUUUCGACGAGACGCAGAAUACGCUGCGCUACGCGAACAGGGCCAAGAACAUUCAAACCAAGGUUACCCGGAACGUUUUCAACGUCAAUCGGCAUGUCAAGGACUUCUUGGUCAAGAUUGACGAACAGAUGGCUCUCAUAAACGAGCUCAAGGCACAGCAAAAGGACGCGGAGAAGAUGUUCUUUGCCAAGUUCCGGAAGCAAUGCGACAAGCGCGAGUGCAUAGCCCGCGAGGGCGUCCAGCGGCUGCGAGCCGCCUACGAUCACUCCCAUGGAGAGCGCCAAGAACGAAUCACGUGGAUGAAGAAGCUGAAGGCCCUCGAGCGGCGCAUCGGCCUUCUUUCCGGGUGGCUGGCGGCAUUCGAUACCGUGUGUGACCAGAGAGGCGAUGAAGACUCCAUGCCCCAAAAUCUGUCGGUCGUUCGGAAGACGGCCCAAGGCAUCCUCGUGGAACUGGAAAGCAGCCGGCAACACAUUCACCAGAAGCUGGGAAAGACGAGCUGGGAACGAGCGAUUGAAACAGCACUUUCUCAUAGCCUACAACAACUCGACGGGCUGGAGGGCGCCGACACGGGGGAGAAGGCCAGCCUGACUCGUGAAGCCGAGCUUCUCAAAGUCAACUUUGGACGCGAAGCCUACCGAGAGGUUCUCGAACACGAAAGAGCUGGCGACGUCGCUAUGAUGCAAAUGCUCCUCACAGCUCAGUUUGACAUGCUGGCAUCCCUUUCCGAUACUCUGGCCAUGGAUGAAGAGAGCGCCGUUGCGCAUGCAAAGGAGAUUGUCCACAAGCUUCUCGACACGGGAUUCGCUGCGGCUGGGCAGGUGGUCAAGCCUGAGGGCCCGCUACCAGUCGUUGAAUUUGUGCCCCCGUCACGAAAGGGCACACCGAAGCGCAAGAAGGGCUUGGCAAGCUAUAUGAAGCCCCUAGCCCCGCCGGCACUGGCGGCUGUGCAAAAUGAGCACGCCUUUGCAAGCCCGAUGAAGUCGUCGCCGAGAAGAUGUAAGGUGUUUAGUGCGGCGAAGAAGGGCGUUUGCUUCACGCCGGUCAAAAAGGCCAAGAAGGCAGGGGUACGCUGGCGCGAUGACGAAAGCAUAGACGGAACCCUCGCCGACUUUGCGUCGACGCCUCAGCAAAUGGACGCCACACCGGACCCGUCGCGGACGAAGAAGGCGCGGGCGGCAUCAUCACCCGAGCUGUCGUGCCUGGCCGAAAAGGAGCCCACGGUUGAGAUGCCUGGCCCCGAGGUGGAAGCCGAAGACGCGAGUGACUUGGCAGACGACAGCAGCACAUUGUCCAUCAAGCCCAGCAGAUUCCAGGCAGGCUUCUUAUCCAAGAGUUCAAGGAUGUCCUCGGCGCAUUCUCAGAGCUCUCCCCUCCCGGUCCCGCCAACCUUUAGUCGAAGUCUGUCAUACGGCUCUCCGCAAACUGAGAGGCAAUCGCCCCUGCGCGCGCUGCUGGACGCUACCAAGUCGCAUAACGUGUCGCCGCCGUCGCUGCCGGUGCUGCGCAGCAGGCUGAGCCCCUCGCAGGCGUCGAAGCUUCGAACCAUUGCGGACGAGAACAACCCUCCGUCGCAGCAGGGGACUCCCAGCUCUUCCAGCUCCGACUCGGAUUCCAGCCUGAUUGAUGGCCGGAAGCUGCGCUGCGCCUUGCAGUCGGCCAAAGGGCGCCGACCCAGCGCGUUGGGGGGGCCAGCAUCGGGCUCCCUGGGAAGACGGGUGUCCUCGAUAGCCUCGCUGGCGGAACGCGUGACAACGGCACGGCCCAGCAUGCCGGCUGCCUUGGCCAGCAGCACCAACGGCAUCUCGCGAGCCCGGCGCGGCAGCCUUGAGCGCCGCAAGAGCCCGCCGCUGACGUGCUCGCCCGAGUUCAAGGGCGACCGAAACCUCACCGCCGGCCAAGCCAGACGGAUGAAUCUCGGGGGCAGCGUCCGGGUAGAGAAUGCGGGGGGCAGCAGCAGCCCAAAGAACGGCGUGAAGGAGGCUCCGCGACGCGUCACUAUUAGUGUCGGGUCGACGCCGGCUGGCCAACGGCGCCAAGAGGGUAGAGGAGCGACGUGGCGAUGA
This is a messenger RNA of Ustilaginoidea virens, 3147 nucleotides long. RefSeq lists its product as uncharacterized. The transcript has 4 exons. Bases 1 to 3147 code for a protein of 1048 amino acids. Gene Ontology annotation, molecular function: microtubule motor activity; ATP binding; microtubule binding. NCBI's taxonomy places the organism in Eukaryota, Fungi, Ascomycota, Sordariomycetes, Hypocreales, Clavicipitaceae. The record is from RefSeq and is a predicted model, not a curated record. Gene Ontology annotation, biological process: microtubule-based movement.